UCAACCCUAAUUAAAUCGAGAUGGGAGAAAGAGAAGUUGUGAAAAAGAACAACCCGCUGGGUUUAGAUCUGGAGAAUAUUGUGUGGCAUGUCAGGAAGCCAAAAGACCAGCCGAUCAAAGUGCGGUUAAUUCUUCCAAUGAGUAUCACGUGCGGCACGUGCGGUAACAACAUCUGCAAGGGGACGCAAUUCAAUUCCCUCAAAGAAGACGUUGUGGGAGAGACGUUUAUAGGUAUUCAAAUCUUAAGGUUCUAUUUCAAGUGCACUAAAUGUCGUGCUGAAAUUACUUUCAAGACGAAUCCUCGGAACAGCGAUUUCAUUCUCGAGUCCGGUGCAACGAGGAAUUCCGAACAAGUGGAUGAAGCUGCAAUUGUAAAAUCGGUGCCAUCAGCUGGUUCUUCGACUAGGAUUAAAGUGUGCGACGAUUCUUCUUCUCCGACAAAUAGCCAUUAAGUUAAAAGAUUGUUGUUUUUAUGAUGCAUAAGCUUUUUAGUCUAGUUGUUAUAGUUUCCCUUAUAUCAGUUCAAUUUUUUGG
This is a messenger RNA of Erythranthe guttata (spotted monkey flower), 534 nucleotides long. RefSeq lists its product as uncharacterized. NCBI's taxonomy places the organism in Eukaryota, Viridiplantae, Streptophyta, Magnoliopsida, Lamiales, Phrymaceae. Gene Ontology annotation, biological process: mRNA splicing, via spliceosome. Gene Ontology annotation, cellular component: U2-type catalytic step 1 spliceosome. The record is from RefSeq and is a predicted model, not a curated record.